GCGCUUGAGGAGGAUGUGUUGCUAGAGUUUCUGCGCCGCUGUGACGAGUCGGCCGGCGCAGGUCAGGCUGCCGUCUUGGCGCUAGGGCGCCGCUUGCUGCAGGAGGGCAUACAAGAUCCCACGGACUUGGGUGCCCUCGCCCGAGGCGGUAUUCUCCCUCUGGCACAUCCCAACUGCAUUCUUGGAGUCUGUGUGGUCAGGGGGUACGCGUUGCUCACCGAGGCGGUCGUCAGGUCCAGGGCGAUCUUGACCCCUUGGGUGCAGCGGCAGGUGUCCAUGGAACGCGUGGGCAGGCAGCGCGUGCCAACGGUGCCGACCACAUUGUUGCCAUCGCGCCCGAAAGCCGCGCCCAAGCGGAUUGCGCGACUGCCUUCCGAACGCCAGGUCAGAGAGGCCGAGAGGCGCGCGGUGAGAGCGGCCAUCGGCGGAGAUUCCCCAAGUCACGCUGUGGCCAGCGCUGGUUCGCUUCAAGCCGAGGAAGACAAGAGGCUGGAGGCCGCGGUUGAUCUGGGCUUGGCUCUCGUCUACUGCCUCGGCGACCGGGCACCGCGACUCUCCCAGCUACACCGGGGCGGUCAGGCCGAAACGCACCUCGACGAGGGCCGCGUCUCGCUCAUGCCUGCGUUGGUGAAGCACGUUUUGGCCGUCUCCUGGGGCUUCAAGGACAUCUCCGAGUGGGCUGCUGGAGCGGCUCCGGCCGCCAUGCCGGCCCAGGCGCCCUGCCUUUCCCUGGAAAUGCUGGGGAAGAUGGGGACAGCAGUCUUCAACGCGCAAUCUUCUCUGCUCCGCGUGUAUGCGGGGUUCUGCGCGCUCUUGGCGCAUGGCUGCCUCCGUUGCGCCGACGCGCAGCACAGCGACAACAUCCACCUGACCGAUGACGCCGUGGUCGAGGUCAGCUGGAAGAUGAAACGCCGGUCUCGGCGAGUCCCUUGGGCAGCCCUUCGCGUCGGUGUUUCUGGGAAGGACUGUGGCGGCCAGUGGCUGGCAGAGUUGGCGCAGGCUGGCCUGCCGGGCCCCGAUUACCUCCUGGGCGCGCUAACGCUGGACUUACGCGGCUUCAAGGGGAGGGUCGCGAAGUAUUCGGACGUGGCGGCGGUCAUGCGUAGCUUGUUGAUCAUGGGCGGCAUGCGCGUCAUGGAGGCCAUCAUUUUUACCCCGCACAGCUGGCUCCACCUGUGCCCGACGCUCGGGAGGCAGCUGCAGCCCCCUGACCAACAGCUCGACGAUGUGGGGCACUGGGCGCCGAAUUCGGGCAUGCCCCGACGCUGCGAUUCAGCGGCUUGCGUCGCCGAGCUGGCGGCGAAGUCCCCCAUCAUGUCGCAGGUCAGCCUGGGCCCCGCGGCGACGACGGCCCCCAGGGGCCCCCCCGCGGAGACGAGCGCGGGCGCCGCGGCAGCGCCCAGCGGCGCAGGCCCCUCGGCCGUCAAGCGCGCAAGGGUGCAGAGCGCGGCCGGGGCCGCCCGCGUCCGUCGCGCGCCGGGCACGGCAGUCUUGGCGCCCCACUCCGGCGUCUUCAACACGGACAGCGGCAAGAACCAUCUGUACCGCGCCGGCGGCCGGACGAGGCGCAAUGCAUGGGCGUGCGGCACGCCCGAGGAGCCGGACGCGAAGGCGGAGCCUGGGCGCAGACGAAAGUCGAAAGCGCGAACUGUUGCGAAGACAGAAUUCUUGGGGAAAGCGACAUUCCCUGCGAAGACGCUAUUCCUUCUGAAGACGCGAUUCUCGGUGAAGACGUUGUCCCUUCUGGAGACGCUAUUCCCGGUGAAGGUGCUAUUCCCAGCGAAGACGCUAUUCCCGGCGAAGACGCAAUUUCCGGUGAUCAAGCGCGAUCCCACGCAGACGCUAUCCCACCCGUGA
Prorocentrum cordatum is the source of this 1857-nucleotide messenger RNA. NCBI's taxonomy places the organism in Eukaryota, Dinophyceae, Prorocentrales, Prorocentraceae. The record is from the annotation of a GenBank genome assembly.